Cuscuta campestris is the source of this 1970-nucleotide messenger RNA. The record is from the annotation of a GenBank genome assembly. NCBI's taxonomy places the organism in Eukaryota, Viridiplantae, Streptophyta, Magnoliopsida, Solanales, Convolvulaceae.
AUCUUUUUAUAGCUAAUUCUUUUGAAACUAGCAAAGUUUGAAUUUUGUAGUAGUAUAACAUAUUGUACACGGAUGUUUCUACAGAUUGCACAAUUGUUGUAAAACUAAGGUAACAUAUCUGCACUGAUGAAACAUAAUGUAAAAAAGAUCAGAGUGUUCUCUUUUCCUGACUUUUUUUUAUUUGUCUGUCAUACAUUGUAUUUUGUCUCAUUUUAGUUCUUGGGGACACUUGUUAUCUCUGAUUCCAACGAUAAGUACACAUUUAUAUGAAAGCAGUUAGGAUCAUGAAUAAUUGUUCUCAGUGGUCAAACCAUGGGAGGCAACAACGGCAGUACACUAACACUGAUAUUUUUUUUAAUCUCACAGAAAUGACAGUCAAUUUCUAACAUCCGUUAUGCAUUUCAUUCCUGUUUAUUUCAUAACCUGCCUUUGUCUUUAUCCAUUGCUCACCCCCUUCCGGCUUUCGUUGUUCUUUCAAAGAAACUUCUAGUCAAAAGUUUUAAUCUUGCGUCUGAUUGAAUCUGAUGUUCCAAUUUAAUCUCUAACACAAGUGCUACGUAAUACAUUCUUGCACAAUGCAUCUUAAAUCUUUUGCAUCUGUACACUCACUGUCUGUGCUGCAAUUGAACCCCUUUUCUGGAGGCUCCAAGAUGUUGACACCUGUCAUCAUAUUGUACGUCCAACUCCAAGCCGAUCAUUAGCACAUAUGAAAUUUUAGAGGGUGUAACAGACAUUGACUUGGUUAUCAAUCUGAAGCUUCGGGAAGAGGCAUUAAUUGCCAAAUGUCUUGGGAGAAGGAUGUGCAGCGAGUGUGGAGGGAAUUACAAUGUUGCGUGCAUUGAUAUCAAGGGCAAACAUGGAAGCCCCGGAAUGUACAUGCCUCCUCUUCUUCCCCCUCCACAUUGUGAAUCAAAACUGAUUAUGCGAGCUGAUGACUCUGAAGAUGUUGUGAAGGAGCGCCUUCGCAUCUACAAUGAAUUGAGCCUACCAGUUGAGGAGUUUUACCGAAGUCGAGGGAAAUUGUUGGAGUUUGAUCUUCCUGGGGGGAUACCGGAGUCGUGGCCAAAGCUGCUACAAGCCUUAAGUCUUGUUGAUCAUGAAGACGAUAAGAAGUCUGCAGCAGCUUAAGUUCUGCCCUUGUGUGUAAACAUUAUAUUUACAUAUUUUGUCUAUCUCAGAAUCAUUCUUUGCAUUUUCCAUGGACGUGAAGCAAUAUAAAUCCAUUUAAUUUCCUUUUGAAUGAACUUUUUAAAUGGAAGUAUAUCGUUUUAGCCCGGCAAAAACGAUAAACUAGUCUAAAAAAUAAACCAAAAUAUAAACACGGGGAUUUUGACGUGGAAACCCAAAUCGGGAGAAAACCACGGGCCUUUUUUGGCGGUACCUUGCCAACGGGGGAUUUUUAUUAAUAUCGGGGGUGUGUACACGGUACAUGAUUUAGGCUUAGAAGCCAUUAAUGGUGGAGCUAGAAGCUCUUGAAGAAGAAAAAAAAACACUCUAAAAACUUAUAUAGAAAGGGAGAUAAAGAUGUGCAGGAGAUGAGUGAGUGAAUGGCCUCCCUUCACAUUGAGUGGGAGCCCUCCUUUUAUAGGAGUAGCUGGAGCAUCUACGGAGGAAUAUUCUAUUAUUCCUCCACUUUAUUAAACAGACCCGGUUUGACUGUCCUUCGUAAAUAAUUGGGAAAUGUGGGCCGAGCCACGUAUUAUUUCCCAUCAAGAAGUCCUCCACUUUUUUAAGUUGUGAGAAUCAUCAACUUAAAAAAGUAAACAAGUCCUCCGAGUGAUAUCUUCAGUCUUCGUACUUUGGAUUCUUGGCCGGUUGAUAUUAUUGCUAGUCCUCCGAGUCUUCAUUAAUUCUUUAAUUUCUUGAAUCAGAAGUUUUUCCUGCAAAAAAUAAUAUGUACAACAUUUUUUCUUGACCGGCCUAUGUCGUGCUCAAAUAAUUAUUAUCUUUACCGAGGAGCUCGGUCUUAG